AUGAGUGUGUUAGGAGAGAAAGAUGCUGUGGCUGUCAAACAACUGGAUGCAGGCAUCCAGUGCAGCUGGAACUGGUCUUGGCUCAAGUUAGAAGUCAAAGUCACAGUGAAAGGACAAGAGCUGUCAUUUCAUCUGUCAGACCAGUUCAGGAAGAUCAGUAAGCAGGGGUUUGCACGGUGCAUUCUCUGUCAGAAAGACAUUAACUAUGCUAACAAGGGCAGCCAUGCACUGCAGGCACACUGUCAAACAGAAGUGCACAAGAAGAAGAUGCAGGUCAUAGCAUCAACACACAGUGUAGCCAGCACCUUUCUUCAAAGCAGAGGGACAGCAUUAACAAGCCAGGGACCAGAAAUAAUCAGGCAGCAGUGCCAGGCAAAGAUCCCUGUAUCGACUGUGAACCGCAUUGCAAAUGCAGAGGCAAUGGUCCUUGGAGUGAUCGCAGAGCAUUCCCUCCCAUUUGCUGUGGCUCCAGUUAUUGUGAAGCUCGCCCAGACUCUUGCUCUGGACAAAGUGGGUUUACAGGGAAUGAAGCUGUCGAGAACGGCAGCAUCGUAUAAGAUGAUCCAUGGUCUAGGGCGGACGUACUCUGAAAGGACCUUCUCCAACCUCAGGAGAUUUCCCUUUUCUUUAAAUUUGGAUGAAAGCAUGUCAAACAACAACAAAAAGGUCCUCUCCAUGCUCGUCUGCUACUUCCAUGCUGACUUGAGGAAGGUGAUGGUGGAGCAUUUGGGGUCCUUAGAGGUCGUGAAGGUGAACGCUGCCAACCUUGAGAGGUUGCUCUGUGAUUUCUUCAAGCAAAAUGACAUCCCUUGGAAAAAUCUUCAAGACUGGUCUUGA
This is a messenger RNA of Notolabrus celidotus (New Zealand spotty), 837 nucleotides long. RefSeq lists its product as uncharacterized. The record is from RefSeq and is a predicted model, not a curated record. Lineage: Eukaryota; Metazoa; Chordata; Actinopteri; Labriformes; Labridae. The transcript has 5 exons. The coding region runs from base 1 to 837 and encodes 278 amino acids.